GGUCAUGUCAUGGCCAAAAGAGUGUUCGAUACUUAUUCUCCUCAUGAGGAUGAAGCCAUGAUACUCUUCCUCAACAUGGUCACACGUGGCAGAAUCCUCAUCUUCACUAUUAAGGAUGAGGGGACUUUCCACUUGAAGGAUGCAGCAAAGAAUCUUCUGAAAGGUUUGGGGAGUCAGGUAGCUGUCACCUUAGGCUGGAGAGAUAUGUGGACUCUGGUCGUGAAGAAGGGAGGACAAGUUUAUGGGGAGAAGCACUCCAAGUCUCCUGCUCUGUCCACAUGGGGUGAUCCUGUGCUGCUGAAGACUGAGGUCCAGCUGACAGCUUCUGAAGAGGCAGAGUGCCAUUGGGCAGACACAGAGCUGAACCGCCGGAGGAAACUCUUCUGCAGUAAAGUCGAAGGAUAUGGAAGCAUUUGUAGUUGCAAGGAUCCAGCACCCAUAGAGUUUAAUCCUGACCCA
Molecule: messenger RNA, 459 nt
Organism: Sinocyclocheilus rhinocerous
Lineage: Eukaryota; Metazoa; Chordata; Actinopteri; Cypriniformes; Cyprinidae
Product: protein O-linked-mannose beta-1,2-N-acetylglucosaminyltransferase 1-like
Exons: 4
Biological process (GO): protein O-linked glycosylation via N-acetylgalactosamine
Cellular component (GO): Golgi membrane
Molecular function (GO): beta-1,3-galactosyl-O-glycosyl-glycoprotein beta-1,3-N-acetylglucosaminyltransferase activity
Source: RefSeq, a predicted model, not a curated record